AUGGCUUCUACAACCAGUAUUGCCUCAAAUGCAAAUCCAGCCUCAGGCACUUCUCUGAGCGCACAACCCAAUGGUGCUGGCAGACCCGCAACAAAACCUACAUCAAGCAUGAAAGCUUUGGAUGGAGGAAGGAAGCAGACUACAAGUCCAAAUGAUGUAUCACAGAAGCGCGCUCUUCCACAAAAAGCUUGGACUUCUACGAUAAAUCCAAUUACGCAGAAGAACUCCUCUCAGCUCCAGCAAAACGGAAAUCUCUUGCAGCAGAAGCCAGUGGGGCCAGCGAAAGCUAGUAUUGCAAAAGAGGGUAACACUGCUGACAAACAAGCACAUGAUCGUCUGACGUUCAUUCUUGCUGCUUCCACGGGUCUCCAAAUCUCCGUCUCGACAACAUCAGGUGACAAAUUUGAAGGCGUCCUCUGCAGAUCCACUCUUGAGCCCAGCGACACAAGUAUAACUAUGAAGAUGACAAAGAAAAUAUUGACUGGCAAUGAUACACGUGUAAACGGUGUCGCAGCUCAAAGCUCCACCUUCAUUGGUUCGGGCCCAGACUUUGCCAUGAGUAUCGAGGGUAAAGAAAUUGCUGAGGUGUCACUACCUUCAUUGAACAUACCUGAUACUCCAAAGCCUCAGAAUGGGGCAAUAGCAGGAUUCCGGACAGACGCAGAUAUUGCUGGGACCGUAGAGCGUGUCGAGCGACCACUGCAGCCUUGGGUACCUGACGCUACUGAGGAUGUGGAUCUGUCUCUGGAGUCCACUGGCUCGACUGGCUGGGACCAAUUCGAAGCGAAUAAUCGUCUCUUCGGGACGAGUAGCACCUUCGAUGAAAAUCUUUACACUACCAGGAUUGACCGCUCUGCUCCAUCAUAUCGUGAGAGAGAACGCCAAGCCGCAAAACUAGCGAAAGAGAUUGAGGGUACGACCUCGACUAACGCACACAUGCGCGAAGAGAGAGGUCAUGCGUGGGAGAACGAUGGGGAGGACGAAGAGGAUAAAUACAGUAGGGUCCAAAGAGACGACCAUAACUUUCCUCCGCUACAGUCUGGUUCAUCGAACAAGUACAUGCCGCCUGCUCGACGAGCGCCAACCGGACAGCCUACCGUCGCUGGAGCUCCAGUUGAUCCCGCCAUAAUCUCAGCACAAAUCUCCAAACCCGAGAGUGCAAAGUCGACACAGACCAAAGCACAACAUCUCAAGGACAUGGAAAAUACUCAAUCUGACGCUACAAUAAAGGAACCAAAGAGAGAGCCAUCACCGGCAGUCAACCCUGAACCCAUCGAUCGCUCAGGGAAAAAGAUCCUCACCCCGUCUACCAGCACCCUCUCAGCAAGUCAAAGCCAAGAAAUCAAAGAAAAAGGUUCUCCAGCGGGUAGUUCUUUAGCUUCAUCACGCAAAGCCCCGGAGAAUGCCACAGAGGAUGUGGAGAACAAACUGCUGCACCAAUUCAAACAAUUCGCAGCUUCGGAGAAGAUGAGAAUUCACCAGUCUCAACGUACAAGAGCUACUAACGAUAGGCAAGCGAAACUGAAGGAGCUGCAGAACUUUUCUGAAUCGUUUAAAUUGAGAACGCCUGUUCCAAAUGAUCUGGUCGGGAUCCUAGCCAAAGAUCCUGCCAAGCAAGAGCAGAUUGUCGAAAAAGCUAGGAAAGAACACGAAGAGCUGCCUGCAACACCGAGUCCUGCAUCUCAUUCUAUUGCUACAGGUGAGACGAAGCCAGCGCCCAAAACCCCUGCAGUAGGAAAGUUUGAUCCUUCGAUGGUUCCUGCUCCUAUCCCGGAUCGACGGACAUUCGACCGUUCCCGCCAAGGUCAUCCCCCAGCUCCUGCGCGGAACGAAAGACCAGGCCAAUCUCAGACAAGUCAGCCACUCAGAGGUGGACCAGGUCUCUCUGUUCAUCGAUCUGUAGGCGUACCGCACGAGCGAAGGCCAGUCUUGCCCCAAACUAUUCCUACACCUAUUCCAAUCCACGAAGGCAGAGUCCCUCCCCUGGGUCCUUUGGCAGAUCAAUCCAGCGUUUCGAGCCCUCAACGGUCAAGCGUACAUACUCCUACAUCUGCAGUGUCUACCAAGUUCAACGCUAAGGCAAUAGAUUUCAAGCCAAAUGCAGCUGCGCCAGCUUUCACUCCUGCAGCAACCUCUAUCGCACCAUCUAGCCCCAGGCCGAUUGAGCCAGUCCGGGACGUCUCUGGAACCGCCAGCCCUUCGAGCUUUUUUGGCGCAAAGAAGCCCAAGCUAGCAGCCGAUCGUCCUGCCUUCGUUGACGACUUUAAUCCUUUUCCCCGAAUGAAGAGAGAGGUUGAGCAACAGAAAGAACAGACGAAGAAGGAUUACUCGAACAACGGGGGCAUUCCUCCGGCGUAUAACACACCACCACGCUGGGAAGUGGCAGAACGUUAUCAGGACAGAACCUACAAGGACGUUUUCGACACGCUCAUCGCCCCAAGUAUCUCUCCAGCUCCUUCAGCUCGUUCGCUAUCCACCCAACAAAUUCCCUACCAGCAACAGCUUCCUUAUCAUCUACCAAAUAGUGCCCACAACAUUCCGCAAGUCCACACAACACACCAUGCUAUGCAGCCCACUCAAUCUCAGCCCCAACACAGCCAUUACGAUGAGGGCCAUGCUCGAUUGCAUAUGGGAGCCACACCUCAAGUCUUUCCAUCGCCUCGGCUUGGGUCCGGUCAGAUGGCCUACCCGUCACCUAUGACCCAUGCAACACCGAUGCAGUAUGGGCAGCCAGUUGGACAAUAUAUGCCUGCUCAGGGUGGGCCAUCACCAAUGCAAAUGCGCCCAUAUCCUGCCACUCCUCAAUUCAUGCAUGCUCAAACUCCGCAGAUGGGUGCCCCCAUGAUGGUUCAUCAACCAUCAAACGGUCCCUACAUGGGUAUUCCUCAGCAGCAAUAUCCACACAUGCCCAUGUAUUCUCCGAACCCUUCACAGGCAUAUCCUCAGCAUGCUGCAUCACAACCACACUCAGGCUACCCAAGCCCAAGUCGUGCUGCACCAAUGAUGAUGCAUCAAGGCUCUCAGCAAGGUCAUCAUUCUGGUCAGCAUCUAUAUGGUAUGCCUAGUCAGCCAGCUCAGAUGGGCUAUGGCCAAUACGGGCAACCACAACCGAUGCGUGGAGGUUAUCCCGGCCAACAUGCUCCGUACGGGACCAGUCCAGGUCAAGCAUAUCAAUACCCGCCACAGCAACAGCGAAGCUUGAGCAACGGGUAUGGCGGGGGCUACCACGGAAAGGUGCCCAUGCAACAUAUGCAGCCAAGUCAAGGGCCUAUAAUAAAUGGAGGACCACAGCCAGCAGGAUAUCCUCCACAAGAUAUGCCUAUUGAAAUGGCCAAGUGA
This is a messenger RNA of Endocarpon pusillum Z07020, 3339 nucleotides long. RefSeq lists its product as uncharacterized. Gene Ontology annotation, cellular component: cytoplasmic stress granule. Gene Ontology annotation, molecular function: RNA binding. NCBI's taxonomy places the organism in Eukaryota, Fungi, Ascomycota, Eurotiomycetes, Verrucariales, Verrucariaceae. Gene Ontology annotation, biological process: cytoplasmic stress granule assembly. The record is from RefSeq and is a predicted model, not a curated record. The transcript is spliced from 4 exons. The coding region runs from base 1 to 3339 and encodes 1112 amino acids.